This is a messenger RNA of Rhodotorula toruloides NP11, 3441 nucleotides long. RefSeq names its product transcription initiation factor TFIID subunit 1. The record is from RefSeq and is a predicted model, not a curated record. Gene Ontology annotation, biological process: transcription by RNA polymerase II; RNA polymerase II preinitiation complex assembly. The transcript has 13 exons. Gene Ontology annotation, cellular component: transcription factor TFIID complex. Bases 1 to 3441 code for a protein of 1146 amino acids. Lineage: Eukaryota; Fungi; Basidiomycota; Microbotryomycetes; Sporidiobolales; Sporidiobolaceae. Gene Ontology annotation, molecular function: RNA polymerase II general transcription initiation factor binding; histone acetyltransferase activity; RNA polymerase II general transcription initiation factor activity.
AUGGACGGCGACAUCGCCUCGACGCUCAGCGGGUUCGCCUUGAACGAGGUCCUAUCCUCUCUCGACCUCGAUGCAUCGGCUCUCGGCGCCGUCCAGUCGCAGCUCGGCAUCAAGGGGACGAACGCCUUCAGCCGCGACUCGAUCUACGCCGACCGCUUCGCUGACGAUGACGGAGGGCUGGACGACGAGGACCUGGAGGACGACAGAGAGGAUUUUGAAGCGAUGAUUGACCGCGAGAUGCGCGAGGAGAAGUACGGCAAGAAGGGAGCGAGCGGGCCAAGCAGUGCGGCGGCAGGAGGACGGGGCAGGCUGUUGCGAGGAGAGGACGACGACUUUGACGAGGAUUACGACGAAGAUGAGGGCACGGCGGAUGAGCGAACGAGGGUGAAGGACGAGCCGAUGGACGACGCUCUCUUCGGGUCACCUUCGCCUGCUCCCGCUCAGCACCAGCCGAUGGAGGUUGAGAAGCUCGCGCCACCUCCAGCCAAGAAGAUCGACGUCAAAGAUCUGUUCCCGUCGUUCGAGCACGGCAAGACGCUCGAGUUCACCGAGCUGUUCGCCAUGCGGCCGCGCAAGAAGCGGCGAGUAGCGACGGACGGUGUCAAGCUUGCCCUCCCUACGCUUUCGGAAGUCCCGCGAGCAAGGUCAUCCCGGGACGCCCUCCUCGCCCCUCUCCGCUCUCUCCCGCCUUCGAAAGACGAGCACGUCCGCCAGAUGCUCUUGCAAGCAAAGGCCGAGUCGAUGCGAGAUGCGGUCAAAGCGGCGGGCGAGGAGGAGGGAAGCGAGGACGAGGAGCUCCGGAAGACGGUUGCUCGUGUCAAUUGCAAGGCGAGCACGAAGUGGAAGAUGCCGCGCGACGAGCGGGCGUUCGACCUUGCGGAGCUGGACGAGUGGGAGGAACGGAUCAUCUGGAACGACAGCAGCAAGCCCCAAGUGCUCGCCUCCGCCUUCCCAAAGCCGUUGCAACAUCGCAACGCUCUCUUCGAUGGCGGCGACUGGGUCAAGUCGAUUUUGUGGGACGGCGAAAACCCGGCCCGCGCUGAGUACUUCACGCGCCUCAACCUCAACCUCAACGACACAGAGAUGCUGCUGGAGGUGCACCAACCGAAGGACGACAACGCCCCGAAACGCAUCGCACCAAAGAACGCCCUCGGAUCCGCCGAGAUGCUUGCGCCUCGAGACGCCGACCUCGACCCGUUCAACCUCUCGAACGACAAGGAGUACGAAGUGCCGAAGGAGCAGAAGCGGCAGAUUAUCAGGCAAACGUUUGGCGCCCUCGAGGUUGUGCAUGCCUAUCCGGCGCAGAAGCUGCAGCUUCCUUUCUACAAGACCCGCUUGUCGAAGAACGAGACCCGCUCCUUCCACCGCCCCGCCCUCCAGUUCCCGCAAAACAUUCCGAUCAGCUUCACCAAGGUCCGCUCGAAGAAGAAGAAAGACAAGCACGGGCGCAAGAUCAAGAAGAGCGAGGGAGCCGAGGCGCUGCGCGGCAUGCAGGACAUCACGCUCAAGGACACGAGCAGCUUUGUCCUGUGGGAGUACUCGGAGGAGCACCCGCCUAUCAUCUCGAACGUCGGCAUGGGCAGCAUCAUCGUCAACUACUACCGCAAGAAGUCACCCGAGGACACCUUCAUCCCGCAUCUCGAAGUCGGCCAGCCGCUCCUCCUCGAAGGAACGGACGAGUCGCCCUUCAAGAUGUUCGGCUUCGUCCACCCCGGUCAGACGGUCACAACGCUGUACAACAACCUUAUCCGCGCGCCGCUUUUCAAGCAUCAGCCGAACGAGACGGACUUUCUCGUCGUCCGCGUCACAAUUGACGGCGAGACGCACUACUACAUCCGCUCGAUCCCGCACCUCUACGUCGUCGGCCAGACUUACCCGCAGAUCGAAGUCCCCGGCCCGCACUCGCGCAAGGUGACGACGCUGCAGAAGAACCGCCUGAUGACCAUCGCGUUCAAGCUCGUUGCCAAGAACAAGGAUUCGCGCAUUAAGGUCCACCGCCUGACCCGCUACUUCCCCGAUCACAACGACUUGCAGAUGCGGCAGAAGCUCAAGGAAUUCAUGGAAUUUGUCCGCAAGGGCGACAACCAGGGCUUCUGGAUGAUCAAGCCGUCGGUGCACAUCCCGUCCGAGGCCGAGAUGCUCAGGAUGGCCGAGCCGGAGACGGUCUGUCUCGCCGAGUCGAUGCAGGUCGGUUUGCGUACGCUCCAGGACGCUGGAUACACCAACAGCGCCGAGGAAGGCGGAGCCGGUGAGGACGACUCGAAGCUCGACAUCGAGCAACAGCUCGCGCCUUGGAUCACGACGAAGAACUUUGUCAACGCGAACGCGAACAAGGCGAUGCUCAAGCUGCAUGGCGAGGGUGACCCGACCGGACGCGGCGAGGCCUUCAGCUUCCUCCGCACGUCGAUGAAGGACAUCUUCCUGCGUGCGGGCGAGACCAUGGAGGAGAGGCUCGCCGACAUGGCGAACCGACCCAAGUCGGCGCACAAGUACAACGUCCAGGAGCAGCAGGAGAUCUACAAGGAGGAGAUUGCGCGGAUCUGGAAGUCUCAGUGGGACUCGCUCAGUCAGAAGCGCGAGCCGCUGCUCACGCAGGAGGACGAGGACCGUCACCGCGGACGCCUCAUCGCCGCCAAGAAGGCCGCUAACAAGGCUCUCGCCGCUUCCGCCGUCGAUACGCCGGGCUCCGCCGCAAAUACUCCUGCUCGCGCCGGCACUCCUGGCAGUCGAGCUGGCUCGGUCGAUCUCGACGAUGCGGCGAGCGUCGCCAGCGGUCGCAACGCCGGCAAAACGAAGACGCUCCGCAUCAAGCGCCUCGUCAUGGGCAAGUGGGAGACGGAGAUCGUCCGCGACCCUUCUGUCAUCAAGGCGUACGUCCACCAGCGCGCGCUUAUCGACGAGGAGAAGCUCGAGGCGAAUGAGCUCUUGCCUUCGGACGAUGAGAGCAAGAACGAGCGUCGUAAGAAGCGCCUCAAGGAGCAGCUCGAGAAGCUCAAGCGCAACCAGGAGCGUCGACUUGCUCGCAAGAACCAGAAGCUCGGUAUCGCUCCCGGCCAGAUCGGCGUCGGCGGCAAGAAGGCUGUCAAGACGGAGACUACUCGCGUCUGCGGCAAUUGCGGUCAGCGUGGCCACAUGAAGACGUCACGCAAGCUCUGCCCUCGCUGGGCCGAGUUCAACCAGCCCAAGUCGACCGACACCGGCUCGGCGCUUCCGACCAACUUUGGCGGAGGUCUCGCUCUUCCGCCCAUGGGUGCCGCCGCGAAGCCGACGCUCAAGGUCAAGCUCAGCCAGACGAACACGGCAGCGGGUACGGCGAGCUCGCCUCCGGCAGCUAGCUCGGCCGCCGCGACACCUGCUCCUCCUACGCCCGCACCUCCCGCCGACCAGCAACCGCCACCUCCUCCCGCCGCGCAACCUGGCGUCGCUGGACCCUCCGCGUAG